This is a messenger RNA of Micropterus dolomieu (smallmouth bass), 4198 nucleotides long. RefSeq names its product double C2-like domains, delta (gene doc2g). Gene Ontology annotation, cellular component: membrane. The record is from RefSeq and is a predicted model, not a curated record. The transcript has 10 exons. Lineage: Eukaryota; Metazoa; Chordata; Actinopteri; Centrarchiformes; Centrarchidae. The coding region runs from base 1 to 1281 and encodes 426 amino acids.
AUGAGCGUCUCCAAACCUCCGCCGCCCCCGUCCACCUCUCACCUGGCCAUUCCCCCUUCCUCAACUUCCACCCCUUCCUCAUCCGCCUCCUCCCCCUUGGCGACGCCCCACUCCACCGCUCUGCCCCCUCCCUCACCAGUCAAGAUCUCUAUGCAGGAGCACUUUGCCAUCAACGUGUGCCCAGGCCCUAUCCUCCCCAUCCCGCAGAUCUCAGACUUCUUCCCGCGGUUCCAUGACUACCCCUGCACGCCGCCGCCUCCGAGGGAGAAGAAGAUCCUAAAAGAAGAGACUUUCAACGGGGAGACGGGUAUAGGAUACAAGGAUGGAGAGAGGAGGGAGAGCAACGAUGGAGACAGGGAGGAGGCGCUUGACUCUGAUGACGAUGACACCUACCUGGGAACGUUGGAGUUCAGUCUGCUCUUUGAUCAGGAGAACAACUGUCUUCAUUGUACUAUUCACAAGGCAAAGGGACUGAAAGCCAUGGACUCCAAUGGGCUGGCUGAUCCAUACGUCAAGCUUCAUCUUCUCCCCGGGGCUAGCAAGGCAAACAAGCUACGCACAAAAACCCUGAAGAAUACACUGAACCCAGUGUGGAAUGAAACGUUGAUGUAUCAUGGCAUCACAGCAGCCGACAUGACCACCAAAACGCUCAGGCUGUGUGUAUGUGACAUGGACAGACUCGGACGAAAUGAAUUCAUUGGAGAGGUGAGAGUUCCCCUGAAGAAACUGAGAGAGGGUGAGAGCAAACGCUACAAUAUGGGCCUGGAGAGAAUUGCACAGAAUAAAGAAACUAACAAUCAAUUGGUGGAGCAGGGAGCGCUCGUGGGAGAGGAGGAGCGUGGCCGCAUCCUGGUGUCCCUGUGCUAUAACACAGAGAAGAGCUGCCUGCUUGUUGGGAUCAUACGCUGUGCCCAUCUGGCCGCCAUGGACUCCAACGGCUACUCUGACCCCUUUGUCAAAAUCAUCUUGCAGCCAGAUAUGGGGAAAAAGUCCAAGUACAAGACUUCAGUGAAGAAAAAGACUCUGAACCCUGAAUUCAAUGAGGAGUUUUCAUAUGAAGUAUCCCUGGACCAGCUGGCAAAGAAAACCCUGGAGAUCUCUGUGUGGGACUACGACUUGGGAAUGAGCAACGACUUCAUAGGCGGAGUGGAGCUGGGCAUCAAUGCAAGUGGACAGAGACUCAAACACUGGUUCGAGUGUCUCAAAAACAAAGGGAAGAAAGUGGAGCACUGGCAUACGCUCACACAGCAAGGAGCCCCGAGCGGUGACAAACCGGACUAGAUUACACAAGACAUCCAUGCAUACAAACACAUACGCACUAACACACACACACACACACACACACACACACACACACACAUUUGUCUCACUGAAAGAUGGUUGAUAACAGAUACCAAGUAAAGUAGUAAUAAGAGCAAAGGAUAAAACAUGCAAUAAUAAUAAUAAUAAUGUUGAAAAUGGAACCCAUCAUAUAACGCCAAUAAUUACCAAGUAUUAGUAUAUGAUAAUCAUACUAAUAUUAGUGAUGGUAAUAAUGUGUAAUCUGAAUACAUUUUUUUAAAUGUAUUUUUUUCUAAAGGUGAACCAAAUUGUGACGAUGUCCUCAUUAAAGUGUUGACGUAACAAAACAAUACUCACAAAACUGUGCUUUAGACCUUACUGUAUUGUGGAAGUCACUCAUAUUCCGUCAUUCAAAUUUACACCUAAUGAAGAGAUUUGAGACCAAUGUACUCAAAAUUAAUUCAGUGAAAGGGGCCAAAAGUAUAUGCACCCUAGUGACUCAUAAUGCGGUAUAUAGUUACAGGAGAGGGGACAUUACGAAAAGGGUGACUCUGUUUCUGGAAAGUCUCUGUUUUAGUGGUUGUUGAUCUGAUGCAAAACAACACACCGUAUUAUAAAGCACAAUACGAUCCAUUGGUGGAUUUGUACCUUUACGGUUUCAGUGUUCUUGUUCUUAUGUCUUUCAUUGUCUUUCAGUGACAGUGGCUUUCUAUACACCUUCAUAUCAUGACAUUAACAUGUCAGUGUGUGUGUGUGUGUGUGUGUGUGUCUGUGUGUGUGUGUGUGUGUGUGUGUGUGCGCAUGAGGGCUAUGAGAAUAUGAGUGCCUACAUUUUAUGUCUGUCUGUGUUCACGUCAUGCCCUAUUCAAAAUGUCUCCAUUCAACUUCCAAAACACAGAGGAGUGAAGAAAUAAUAACAAAGGACAAGAAAUAGGCAUACAAGAGAGAAAUCCUCCGCUGACCUCCACCAUAGACCUCAGUGGUGUGGGUGAUCCUGGCUGGAGGACACUGACAAGCUGUCAAUCGUGUGUGCCAGACCUUUGCCAUCUCUCUCUCUCUUUCCAUUUCUCUCCCUUUUGCCAGACUGUCAUAGAGCAACUUUAAGAAUGGAGUAUAUCUUGAUACAUAACCUCUGACUGCUCUUUUUGACUUUCCUGAUGGAAAAAGAUGUGUCCGUGACAGGCAGAGCGGAUAUUGCUUUUGGAGGUACCAUUUGUACCUUCACUCUGCUGCUGCGUUAUGAACCAGGAUCAGGUUUACCUCAGUGUCUCCAAUUCUGCUCCAACAGAGUCACAGAUGAUGCAAGAUUUUCUCCCUGCAGGGCAAUAUCACGGCAGUAAUAUAUUAAUUUGAAAAUUCAGGCAUUUCAUUGAUCCUGUAAUCUGAUUUAUGACAAUAGGGCUGCCCAAAGAUUGAACACCUCCCCUAAUCCACCUUUGUACACUGUCAGACACUGUCCUUGAGAGGAUCUGAAAGAAAAUAUGUAAAAGACAUUUAGCUGAAAUCAACCAUCAGAGGGAGUCAUUGAUGGGAUCAUUAUUCCAGUCAUCCCAUUACUUCUGACCUAUUAAAUAUUAGGCCUAUAGUGGAAUAUAUUUCAUCCUCUGGACAGGAGACAAGACCACUGGGACUGCUGCUUGACUGCUGAGGUAUAUUGUGUGCAGUUAGUAGAAAUGCAGACAUAGAGAGUGUACCCCCCCAACCUGCAUGGAAACAUAUUUUGCAGCAGGGGACAGUGUAUAAUCGCAGGCUAGGAUCCAAGAUAUUUAAAAACUACGCAAGAUUGCACACUUAACCUUAACCUCCAUGCAUGUUGUGUGUGUCUCUAUGCACAUCUUUGCAUAUUGAUGAUGUAUAUGGGCUAGACUAUCACUGAAUUGUCUAAAUGCCUGCCAGGAUAUCAAAUGUACUCCCCCGGUUCAUCUGUCACUACAGCUCUGGCCAUACACUGGUUCACAAAAGCACACCCACAGUCGGUCAGUGGCCUCCGGGACUUUUCUAACUGUUGAAUCGAUCCGGCUGCUCAUUUUCUUGGUGUCCUUCAACAACCUUCAUCGUUGACUGCAAAAAAAAAAAAAAAUGGAUGGACCUUCAGUGGUGAAUUAGGUUUCGAAUAAAAAAGGGCUUGGGCAUUAUGAAAAGCUUGUGUUGUAACAGUAAACUUAAACACUUUUCAGUUAGACCUUAAAUGAAUUUAACAAGAGGGUUGGGCAAGUAUGGUGGGUUUAUUCUGUACUUUUUCUAUGCACAUCAAAACAACACGUGAGCAGUAAGAUAAUCAAACCAAAACAAGAACAUGAUCGUGUUAUCCAGGCAUCAAAGAUGCAUUUCUGGGAAUACUCAGUACUCUGAUUGGGGCUAGGCUGGGUGACAGUGAUCUAAUAGAGUUCACAUUUCUGGCUGGAUGCUUGCUUAUCCCUGUGUCUGGAUCUGUUGGUUUUGUUUACAGCCACCGAAUUUUCUGACUCUUGUCUAUUGACCCCGCUUUGCUUAUGUAAUAAUUUUAUCUGCAAUACAGCUGCAUGUUUAGCAAUCACCAUCAGCUUGUGUAAUAGAGUGCAACCUUAGCUGAUCAUUCUGAAUGCUGAUGUGUUUACAAUCUAUGCCAUCCAUUCAGUCUCUUACCAUGAGUCUGUAUGUGUUUGUUUGUGAAUAUGAUGAUUCAGGGUAUUUUUUGCUCAGUCGCUGUGCUUUACCAAGCAAGCUAUUGAUAAAAAAAAAAAAAACCUUUUCUGUCACAGAUUUUGACACUUGUCUUCCUUAAAGUGAUAUCAGUGGUAAUGAUGCAGGAGGGCCAGUGAGAAUGAGAUGGGAAUUCAUUACUGCAGUUCCUGUGUAGUCACUGUCAAUGUCAAUCACACAGUAUGGCUGCCAUCCCGUGGUGGGUUUGUGUAACUACUUCGCUAAAUAAAUUGAA